Molecule: messenger RNA, 2187 nt
Organism: Symbiodinium sp. CCMP2456
Lineage: Eukaryota; Dinophyceae; Suessiales; Symbiodiniaceae
Source: the annotation of a GenBank genome assembly
AUGCCGCAAAUCGAAGGCCUGGCGGGCGAGGCUGACUUCAACCCCGCGUCGCCGACCACGAAGACGCCGCUCUCCCGCAUGGCACGGCUCUUCCGAAAGGGUACUUCAGCCGUGGUCCAAGACGAUGCCCACUACCAGCGCUGCGAGGACCUGCAGAAGGAGGAGAAGCACAUCCUCAGACGAUUCUGGAUCCUACUCUUCGUCACUGCAAUCCUCUCGAGCUCUUUGUCUUUCCUCAUCGACCGCUUCACCUACGGCACGGGGCUCCUGCGCUCCACGCUGACCCUCGGCGCGCCGCUCAAGGCCUUGGGCUUCAACGUGGGCAUGGCCUGCCUCGCGCGGCUCAUCGUCCGACCGACGGUGGAGGCGGAGGGCAGCGGCUUCCCGGAGAUGAAGGCCAUGCUCUUCGGGAAGGUCCUCUUCAACUUCCUCACCUUUCGCGUGCUGGUGUCGAAAGCCUUGGCUUUGUCCCUGGGAGUGGGCGCCGGCCUCCCGCUUGGCAAGGAAGGCCCCAACGUGCACAUGGCGGCCUGCAUCGCUCGGGUGAUCCACCCCUCCUUCUUCGAGAAGCGAGUGCAGAGCUCCCACGGGGCCCAUGGAGCCGGAGGGAGCGGCGUGGGCUCGGCCGUGUCGAAGCUCCUCCUGGCCGCCUGCGCCGUGGGCGUGGGGGCCUCCUUCAGCGCCCCCAUCGGCGGCGUGAUCUUCUCCUUGGAGCUGAUGCUGCCACAGACCUACGAUGCCUUCGCUUACUGGGGCUGCUUUACGGCCGGCAUCGUCGGCGCAAUCACCUACGCCGUGGAGAGGACUUUGACCACCGGAAGCGCAAGCCUGCUGCCACUGAUAAGUUCCAACGUGCUGCCCGGCGAGGGCUCCGACACGGACUUUCCGCUCCUGCGCUUGGCGGUGGACAUUUUUCUAGGCCUGCUCUGUGGCCUGGCUGGCGGCCUCUGGGUGCGCUCCCACUCCUACGUCGCCGGCGUUCUGAAGCGCUGGCGACUGCGGGAAGGGGAGCCCUUGAAGGCCGCUAGUGGCCAAGGAGAGCCGCUGCUUGGGCAGGGCCGCCCCUCUGGCCCGGGCUGCCUGAAGCGCUGCUUCCUGCGGAUGUUGGGAGGCAAGUGGAGAGACUUGGCGCUGGUGGCCAGCGUCACAGCCCUGAACACCGUGUUGGCGUCCUCUCUGCCCCUGCUGGGAGGCAAGCCGCAGCCGCUGUUGAUCUCCACGAUCUUCGACAAGACUUUGAUGCAGAAAGAUCCCGAAGCCUGGGUCCUCCCCUGGGCCGGCGUGGCUGGGACCCUGGCGCUCUGCUUUUUGAUGAAGUGGUGCAUGACCAUUCUCGCCUUGUCCUCGGCCAUCCCCGCGGGAGUGGUCGCCCCAACGAUGAUCAUCGGCGGUCUGCUCGGACGCGUCUACGCCCACGUGCUCCUGCCGGACUGGUUCGUCGAUCUUCUUCUGAGCAAGGAUGGCCUUCCCCCUUCGGAGUUGCAGCGCGGCGCCUUCAUGGCCCGCUGCGGCAUCGUCGGUGCCAGCGCCUUCUGCGCGGCCGUCUGUCGAGCCUUCGCCAUGGCCAUCACCGUCUUCGAGGUCUUGGCCUUGCCGAACUCCGUGCUGCCGCUCUGCAGCUCCGCGCUCACCGCGAUCUUCGUGGCGAACAAGGUGUCCCUGCCCUUCUUCGAUGCAAACUUGGCGACGCGGAACCUGGGCGGCAUCCCAGCCAUCACCUUCACGGACAAGGCCAUCGAGCCCGUUAUGAAAGUGAUGACCGUCGCUGACAUGAGCGAAUGUUUGCCUCAGAUGCUGACGCUGCGGCACCUGCUGCACGUGCUCACCAGCACGAAGCACGACUUCUUCCCCAUCGUCCGGCCGCUGGCCUGGGACGUUUCUGACAAGGGCCUGCUGGAGGGGACCAUGACUCGGAAGAACGUCGAGCGGCUGGUGACGAUGCUCGAUCCCAGAGGCGAGACGCCCGACCGGGAAAUCGAUCUCAUGGAUCCACAGUUCCAGGCACCUCCAGACGGUAGCGAGGCCCUGGUGGAGGGCUCCCCGGUGCGCGUCUCGCCGGAUUGCACCGUCAAGGAUGUGUACCUCUUGAUGAAGGUUGCCGAGAGCGAUGGAGUGGUCUACGUCACGGAUCGUGGCCUCCUGCAAGGCCACAUCACCCUCAGCACGCUCAUGAGCCGCGAGAUCUGA